Vombatus ursinus (common wombat) is the source of this 2983-nucleotide messenger RNA. It is a transcript of the gene CUNH3orf18, whose product is annotated as chromosome unknown C3orf18 homolog. The transcript is spliced from 5 exons. The coding region runs from base 343 to 813 and encodes 156 amino acids. The record is from RefSeq and is a predicted model, not a curated record. Lineage: Eukaryota; Metazoa; Chordata; Mammalia; Diprotodontia; Vombatidae.
CAGCUCCUGGACCAGCCCCGCAGCCCUUCGCAGACCGAAGCCAACAGCUGGAAAUCCGCAAGAGCGUGCCUUAAACGGAAACCAACUUUCUUCCACCCCACCCCCAACCCUAUUUGUUUUUUUCCACAACUUCCGCGUUUCUGGACAUUUGGCAUCUCUGGGCUCAGAAGCCAAGGCUCCUUCUUCAUUGGGAGACGUUGUGGCAGCCCGUGCGUAUGAUGCUAGAGGUAGAACCUCCCAGGAAAGCCCUGGGGAAACCCCAAUCUGCUUAAAACCUUCGGAAGACUGUCCUGCUUCGGACAGUUGUUGGAGGACUGGACCUGACGUGGCCAGAGCCUUGGGAUGACUUACAGCCCAGCUUCCCCUCAGGACUUGUACCGAAGCAGCCCCCCCACCCCAGAGCCUGACCUUGGGACCACCACAGAUGGGGCUGCUUCAGAGAGUGCCACCCUCAGUCCUGAAACUACCAGCUUUAAUGGCACCAAAAUUCCAGAUGUGGCCAGCAGUGGGGCCAACAUGGGGACAAUGUUACUGUCCUUCGGAAUCAUCACUGUGAUUGGCUUGGCUAUGGCGAUGGUUCUGUACAUCAGGAAAAGGAAGAGGCUGGAGAAGCUUCGUCACCAGCUUAUGCCCAUGUAUAACUUUGACCCCACGGAGGAGCAAGAUGAGCUGGAACAGGAGUUGUUGGAGCAUGGGAGAGAUGCGGCCUCUGCACAGGCCUCUCAGAACAAGAUUCUACUGACAAACCAGGGCCCAAUGCAGAGACCCAGCCGGCUGGUUUUCACUGAUGUGGCCAACGCCAUCAACGCUUGACUGGCAUCAACUCCAGUCUCGGGAUGCAGCUGGGGGCAAGGAGGACAGCACCCCUCACCGGCCAGCACUAACUCUAGUCAACUGAUGGGAGCCCAGAGCUGGCUUUGUUGGGAAGGUCUCCCAGUCAUUUCUAUUUCUAGCCCACACAGUGCUGCCUGACCUGGAAUUUAUAAAAUUCUGGUUGGACAUAAAAUUGGCAUCACAGCCCAGCACAGGGAGAGACAGUGUCCCCAUGAUAUAAGACAAAAAUGGCGCCUGAGGUGCCUGGGUCCUCUUUGCAGGAAGCAACAGCUGACUCCACAGUUCACUGGUUCUCUGUACCUCACUCUCUCUCUUUCUCUCCCCCCCUCCACCCUUUCCUCCCUAGGCUGCAAGAAAAUCACACCAGGCUAAUAUGUGGCUUAAACUGAUGAUCAAAGGAGUCGAAAUCUAUGAGCACAACAGACUAAAAUUUGGGCCAAGUUCAGUGGUCAGCUUUUGUGUGUGCAUGUGUGAGGCAGGGCUGGGGGGAGCUGAAACCUUUCUGUCCCCUACUAACAGUGUAUUCUCUAUUCAACAAAAGAUAAAGAAGAAAGGGUGAAGGGGGAGAGGGAGGGAUAAAAAUAGGAAGGAGAAAGGGAGACAUAGGGACGGAGAAGGAGAGAUGAAAUAUGGAAUAAUUAUAAGGGAAGAGAGGCAGGGAAGGAGAGAGAUGGGAAAAGACAGAAAUGGGAGAGAGAGAGAGAUUUAGGGAAAGCAAGGGAAGGAGAGUCUGGUCAGGCUCUCAUAAUCCUGACCCAUGUCUGGAAUCCCUGCAUGCUUGGUACAGCUACUUCCAUUUCUCAUGGAAAAGGUCACUGGUGAGUGUUUUUGGAGUUAAUGGGAGAGGGAAACCAGUGACUCAUGGAACAGCCUCCCCUCCGCACCCCUCACUCAGGCCUAUAUUCAAUAAGUUAGUAUGCCUCUUGGGGUUGCUUAAAAGGCCAACUACCCUAUGAAUAUAGAGCUGUAUUUUUGAAAGGCAAGAUAUUUUGGACCCUUACUUGUACCCCUGAGGAGUCAAAGAGGGAUUAAGAGAUGUGUGAAGCAAUCAAAGGUAUUCAGGACCAUCUACCCUGUAGACCCACCAUCCAACCCAUAGCAGGUGAACACUGCUGGGUUAGCAUCUGGACUAGGCUUGGCUUAGAGUAGAGAGGAUUUCUACCAGGGUCUAUCCCGACCACUUCAACUUAUCUAGCUGCAUCAUUAACAAAUGUCUGGUGUGUGUGUGUGUGUGUGUGUGUUUCCAUGCACAGGGGUGUCCUUUUGUGUUUGUGUGUGCGUGUUUCUAUGUAGAAGCACAUAUGCCUGUGCGUUUUUGUGUGUGAGUGUAUGAAUGCGUACAUAUCUGUCUGUAUGUCUGAAAGGCCAGAUCAGCCUUUUGUUGCUUUUUAAAUCUCCAAAGUAGACACUUAAUCCACCUAAAGUAGCUUUCCCCCAUGAUCCUGGUGGUGCUACCAGAGUAAGAUGGCUUCCUGACUCUGGGUGGGGUGGGAGUAAGCAGGUAGCUGCUUCCUGCCAUCUGAAUGGGUGCAGGAACUGGGCUUGGAGGCACCUGGAGGAGGUGGUAAGUAGGGGGGGGGGAAGCAGAGGCUGGCUCAGGUCUCAUCUCCAAAGGGCAAUGAUGACAUUCUGAUGAACCUUUCCCCUUCUCCCCUUCAUGGAACAAGAACACUCUUCUAAAGGCAAACAUGAUUACACCAUGUUCUUUGCCCGCCUUUCAGUAAAUACUGCCCUACCUGUAGCUACAGACCUUUAAAAUGGGGAGCCUCACACCUGACCAGGAUUGGGUGGGGUGAUGCUGAUAGCUUGGAGGGAGGGGGCAAAGGGAGGCCUUUGGAAAAAAAACCCCACAAGGCAUCUUGCCUGCUUAUUGAGAUGACCACAUUAUAGCCAGGCAUUCCACUCAGGGAGUAGAUACCCAAUUGAAUUCAACCAAUGCAAUUCAGAAAAUAUUCAUUAAACACCUGCUGCCCUGAAAAGCUCUAUGCUAGACCUUGGAAGCCAUACACAGUUUAUCCAAGACAGGGUCCUUGCCUUCCAUAAUGCUUAGGGUCUAGGAUGGGGAAAAGACAUAAACACAGAUAAUGAUAAUGCACAAUACUUUUUUUUAAAUAGUAUUUAAUUUUUUCCCAUUUACAUGUAAAGACAA